AUGUCUCUCUCCCAACGAACCCUGGGCCAUGGCGGCCCCAAAGUCUCUGCUGUUGGUCUCGGAUUCGGCAGCUUCACCGGCUUCUAUGGACCACCCGGUACCACCGAGGAAAGGCUAACACGCCUAGACCAUGCGCAUUCCAUCGGCUCGCGGUUCUGGGAUCUUGCGGAUAUCUACGGCGACAGCGAAGAUCUCGUUGGCGAGUGGAUAAGGCGAUCUGGGAAGCGGAGCGAUAUCUUUAUCGCCACCAAAUGUGGGCUCCAGCGACAGCCCAACGGGACAUUCGCCUUUUGCUCUGACCCGGAAUAUGUCAAGCAGGCUUGCGAUCGGAGCCUCGAGCGACUCGGUGUCGACACGAUCGACCUUUACUACUGUCAUCGAGUGGAUGGGGUGACUCCGAUAGAACGGACCAUAGAAGCCAUGGUUGAGCUGAAGAACCAGGGAAAGAUUCGAUAUAUCGGCGUCUCGGACGUGUCGGCGGCGACUCUGCGGCGCGCGCACGCUGUCCACCCCAUCGCAGCUCUACAGAUUGAGUACAGCCUGUUCACACUUGAUAUCGAGUCAUCUACAUCGAAGGUCCUUGAAACCGCCCGUGAACUCGGCAUUACUGUCGUAGCAUUUAGCCCUAUUGGGCGUGGUAUCCUCGCCGGCCAGUUUCGAUCUCGCGCAGACUUCCCACAGGGUGACCUUCGCGCCAUGUAUCCCAAGUACGCCGAGGAGAACUUCCCGGAGAUUAUGAAGCUGGUGGAGGGAGUCGAGGAGGUGGCGAGCAGUCAUGGAAGCACUCCUGCACAAGUCGCCCUUGCGUGGCUGUUGGCUCAGGGCCCAGAAAUCAUCCCCAUCCCUGGGACCAGGUCGCCCGCGAAAAUGGACGAAAAUUCGGCCUCGGCGCGGCUUGAAUUGAGCAAUGAGGAAAUGCAACGCCUCCGGGCCCUGGCAGAGAAGGCAGAUAUUCAAGGGACUCGUUAUCCCCCUGCGAUGAUGGACGUUCUUCACACCGACACUCCUCUACCAUAG
Messenger RNA from Aspergillus versicolor CBS 583.65, 1017 nucleotides. RefSeq lists its product as uncharacterized. The record is from RefSeq and is a predicted model, not a curated record. The transcript has 3 exons. Gene Ontology annotation, cellular component: cytoplasm. The coding region runs from base 1 to 1017 and encodes 338 amino acids. NCBI's taxonomy places the organism in Eukaryota, Fungi, Ascomycota, Eurotiomycetes, Eurotiales, Aspergillaceae.